AUGAUUCCCAAACCAGUCAUCACCUUCCUCUACCUCCUCGACCUUUUCCAAUACACCUUCUGUUUCCUCCUCUAUCGCAUCGGCCUGAACCCAUCCUUUGAAACGGAGCCGACGCCAUGGGAGAACCAGGAGCUCCUGUUCUUGUCCCUCAACAUCUCCAUGGACUCCACUGCCGAGUCUCUUAAGAGGAAGCUGCCUGUUGUUGACUACAAGAGCUUCCUCAAGAAGAAAGAAAAAUCUCCGACGACGGAGUGUGCAAUCUGCCUUCAGUUCAUGGAGGCGAGUGACCAGGUUCGGGAGCUUAAGAACUGUUGCCAUGCAUUCCAUGUGGAUUGCAUGGACCGGUGGUUGGACCUCGGCCGGCUCAGUUGUCCGCUGUGCAGGACAGCGGUGGUUCCGGCCGAGGCCGGCCGGGGAGGGCCGCUUUCGGUUUUGAAGCUGGAGAUCUUUGCUUGGGUUGUUUGCUGGGGGUUUGCUGUUUCCGUGGUUCGGGUUCCCGUGGGCUUUUUUUUGGUGGUUCCUUUUUUCUGUCAAGCUGAAGAUCAGGAUACAGAGCCUUAUGUUGAUGUUAAUUCUGGAGUGGACUAG
Molecule: messenger RNA, 588 nt
Organism: Dendrobium catenatum
Lineage: Eukaryota; Viridiplantae; Streptophyta; Magnoliopsida; Asparagales; Orchidaceae
Product: E3 ubiquitin-protein ligase RHA1B-like
Exons: 3
Coding region: 1-588 (195 amino acids)
Biological process (GO): protein ubiquitination
Source: RefSeq, a predicted model, not a curated record